AUGAGGGAAAAAGAACUAGUGUAUGGAGCAUUGAAUGAAUGGCUAGAAUUCAACUCAUUGGUUUUGACUGAGACUGUGGGAUAUAUUGGUAAUCUGAUGACCAACCAAACCCUUGAAGAGAAUAUUUUCAAAAGGGUAGGGCAUUUGUGUAUAAUUGUCCGUGCUCAUAUUUAUUCAAGGGGCAAGGUUGGAUUUGGGGGUGUUGCAGAGAGGGAAGGGAAUAUGUUGCAAGACUUGUCAGCCUCUAGGGCUUUUGUUGGAGAUUCAGUGGAGGCCAUACUUGCAUAUUUGAGAUGGGUGCUAGAGAAAGUUGUCUUGUUGGGUUGGAAGGAGUUAAUGUGUUGUUUAGAUGUUAAGGAUAUAGCUCAACACCUGACUUGA
This is a messenger RNA of Striga asiatica, 381 nucleotides long. NCBI's taxonomy places the organism in Eukaryota, Viridiplantae, Streptophyta, Magnoliopsida, Lamiales, Orobanchaceae. The record is from the annotation of a GenBank genome assembly.